AUGCCUACUCAUCGUCAGGCCUACGCUGCCGUACGAAAUGACACGUCACAGCCUAUUUAUGCGGUUGGUUUGGCUCAUAAAUAUAGUGACAACUACAAAAAUGCCGGCCAAUGGGGGAUCAUUCAGCCGGGACAUCUUAGCGGCCCGGUGCUCGUUGAUUACAACACCGGUUUCUUGACCACUGGCCGUGACUGGUGGAAGGUUACCUGGUCCACUCAGGACCAGUCUGGCCGGACGCUUCACUAUUCAGACCCAGAGAACUUUCGUGACAUCAUCGACUGGCUUGAAAAGCUCGGGCCAGAUGUUAUCUCUAGUGUGGCUGGUGCUGUUGCUGCGAUAGCAACUGCUGAGUCUGGGCCAGGUGCAGUGGUAGCCGCUGCGGGCGCAGCCGCUGCUGCGAAAAUUCUUACAGACGCAUUCCUCAAUACAGAAGGUACAGCUGGAUUCAAGCAGCACAUCUUGACGGACGAGGAUGAGAAUGCGACUGCGCAAAUCAUCAUCCACGAGGACACCACCAUUACCAUCAGAUCGAACUCGGGGACGUCGGAAACCAUUUCCUCCAAGCAUAAACUGUAA
Penicillium angulare is the source of this 576-nucleotide messenger RNA. RefSeq lists its product as uncharacterized. The coding region runs from base 1 to 576 and encodes 191 amino acids. The record is from RefSeq and is a predicted model, not a curated record. The transcript has a single exon. Lineage: Eukaryota; Fungi; Ascomycota; Eurotiomycetes; Eurotiales; Aspergillaceae.